Messenger RNA from Penicillium canescens, 1616 nucleotides. RefSeq lists its product as uncharacterized. The transcript has 7 exons. The record is from RefSeq and is a predicted model, not a curated record. Gene Ontology annotation, cellular component: nucleus; cytoplasm. Gene Ontology annotation, molecular function: mRNA binding. Bases 1 to 1044 code for a protein of 347 amino acids. NCBI's taxonomy places the organism in Eukaryota, Fungi, Ascomycota, Eurotiomycetes, Eurotiales, Aspergillaceae.
AUGCGGUAUAUCAGGAUUGUGGAAUACGCAACCAGGGAGCAAGCACAGAACGCUGUCAACACGCUUAGCAACCAGAACCUGAUGGGUCGUCUCGUUUACGUUCGUGAGGACCGUGAAGCCGAGCCCCGUUUCGUCGGUGGUCCUCCUCGUGGUGAUUUCGGCCCCGGUCGUGGUGGCUUCGGUGGUGGUUUCGGCGGUGCUCCGGGAAAUGCUGGCCGUCAAAUCUAUGUUUCAAACCUUCCAUUCAACGUUGGCUGGCAAGACCUGAAAGAUCUGUUCCGCCAAGCUGCUCAGCAGGGUGCCGUCAUUCGUGCCGAUGUGCACACCGACCCCAGUGGACGCCCCAAGGGCUCCGGUAUCGUUGCUUUCGAAUCUCCUGAUGAUGCCCGCAAUGCCAUUACCCAGUUCAACGGUUACGACUGGCAGGGCCGCAACCUUGAGGUCCGCGAGGAUCGUUUUGCUGGCGGUGGUCCCGGUGGUAACUUCGGUGGACGCGGCGGCUUUGGUGGUGGAUUCGGCGGCCGUGGCGGCUUCGGCGGUCCUCCCGGUGGCCGUGGUGGCUUUGGUGGUCGCGGUGGAUUUGGCGGUGGCUUUGGUGGCCGUGGCGGUUUCGGCGGUCCCCCCGGUGGUUUCCCCGGUGGUGGCUUCGACCACGGCGGUGCUCCUGUUGCCUCGGCACCUCCAAACCCCUUCACUGACUUUGCUACUUCCAACGGCGACAAGAGCAGUGUUAUCUACGUUCGCAACCUUCCCUGGUCUACCUGCAACGAUGACUUGAUUGAUCUGUUCUCCACCAUUGGAAAGGUCGACCGUGCCGAGAUCCAGUACGAGCCCAAUGGCCGCUCCCGCGGUACUGGCGUCGUCCAAUUCGAUACCGCAGACACAGCAGAGACAGCCAUUUCUAAGUUCUCCGGCUACCAGUACGGUGGUCGACCCCUCGGAAUCACCUUCGUCAAGUAUAUGACCCCCAACGUUCCUCAUGACGACAUGAUGGAAGGCCAGCAGGAUCACCCAUCUGGCCUCACCCAGGACCAGAUCAUGUAAUCUGGUCUUUCUGCACCCGUGGACGUCUGCACGCCUGCACAUCAUGAUUGUUUUCCGGGGUUCGAUCGUCUCGGGCUAUGAGUUCUUCGGCUUUCUUCCUUUCUCUGCGCUUUUCUUUUCUUUCGAUGAUUCCCUUAUUCCCAUCCCGUUUCUUUUGAGGCUUUGAGCUCAAAAUGGGGAUCCGGUGCCCGUUUGGGCUGAUCACCUCUGCUCUUCUUUUUUUCUAGAAUGGAAGAAAAGCUUUCUGCGUUUAUACCAGCAAGGUGACAUGUCUCCUUGUUCGUUUAUUUGUAGUUUUCGUAUAUAUAUCGGUAUCUCGAGAGCUGUUGUUCCGUUUCCGUAGCCACGGCCUAGCAGUCUCGCUGUGCGUCACGCCUAAUUUGACAUGACGCCAACUCGCGCCCGUUCAAUCCUCGCGAUGCAAUGAUACUUUCCCCCCUUUUGUUAGGAGAACUCGGUAGGACUUGUACUUUGACAUCACCCUCUCGCUCACCCUCGCUCACCCUUACUCAGCAUACUUCUAUACUUCCUACCUACCUCUUUCCUACCUCUUUACACCCGGCUCUCCUGCC